UCGUGCUUUGGUGCCUAAAUUGCACAACUAACGUGAACCAUAGCGUUGUCUCAUGCCCCCUAAUUAUUUUUCAUGUGAGGGAUGAAAGUUGGCAUAACAAAGACCUUGACGUGGAAGAAUAAGAGCUUAGGUGGCCUAACUCUUCAAAUCCGCCAACACCUUUUUCCAUCUUCUGCUUCAUAGUCAAUGCAGAUCAAUUCAACCACUUGAUUCCAAUAACCAUCAACACCAGCCAACCGAGCGAAUCUAAUUGGAAGGAACACUCUGAGUUUUCUCUAACGUACCUACCCAAGUUUAUACAUGGAACAUUAACUGUCUUAAAAUCGUCAAAACAAUCAGCAUUCUUACGCCGUGGAUCGCGGUGGAUUUUCGCCAAACAUUACAUACAUACAUACAUCUGAACACGUCUCAAACCCUUCUAACAAACAACAGACGAACCUGUUUCUGUAUUAAACCGACAAUAACCCGACCCUCUUCAUCUCCAGAAAAGAACUAGAUCCAUUGUCGUCAAGAUGCAGCUUUUUCACAAACCCACCAAGGCUCAAACUCUGGUUAAUUUCAUCUUAGUCUCUUCUUCAUUCUGCGCCCUUUAUCUCGUCGUGUCAGUGCUACUAUUGGGGACAUCAAAGGUAGUACACGUUAACAAGACAUCACAGGAUGUGUCCAGGCCUACCACUCUUGAUCACCUUGUCUUUGGAAUUGCUUCAAGCAAGAGUUCAUGGGGCAAAAGGAAGGAAUACGUGAAGCUUUGGUGGAACAACAUCAACAGCACCACCAACAAAACAAUGAAGGGGUGCGUGUUCCUGGACAGCCUCCCAGAUGAAGAACAUGUCAGCAACGAUACUUCUCUUCCUCCUCUUUGUGUAUCUGAAGACACUUCAAGGUUUCGUUUCACUCACAAGGGUGGACUUCGCUCCGCAAUACGCGUUGCACGUGUUGUUACCGAGACCGUGGCAAUGAACAAUGAUUCAGACGUGAGAUGGUUCGUUUUUGGAGAUGAUGACACGGUCUUCUUCCCGGAGAAUGUGGUGAAGACUCUUUCCAAAUAUGAUCACAAGCUCUGGUACUACAUUGGUGCACACUCUGAGGUUUAUGAGCAGAACCGGGUGUUUGGUUUUGGAAUGGCUUUUGGUGGGGCAGGUUUUGCUAUCAGCUCCUCUCUGGCAAAGGUUUUGGCCAAGGUUUUUGAUUCAUGUAUAGAAAGGUACCCUCAUCUCUAUGGAAGUGAUGGAAGGGUGUACUCUUGCUUGGCAGAACUUGGGGUAGGAUUAACACAUGAACCCGGUUUUCACCAGGUAGAUUUGAAAGGAAAUACCUUUGGUUUAUUGGCGGCACAUCCUUUGACUCCUUUUCUGUCCCUGCAUCAUCCUGAUUACACUGAUCCAAUCUUUCCAAACAUGACAACCACACAAGCCCUGAAGCAUUUAUUUGAAGCUGUAAACGUUGAUUCCCAGAGGGUGCUGCAACAAGCAAUUUGCUAUGACAGACGGUUUUCAUGGACAGUUUCAGUUUCAUGGGGCUAUGCUGUUCAGGUUUUCCCAAACCAUAUGCUUUUGCCAGAUGUUCUAAAGGUGCAAGAGACAUUCAAGCAGUGGAAGAAGGGAAGUAUGUUGGCAAAAACAUACACUUUCAACACAAGACAACUUCACAACGACCCUUGUAAAAGAUCCACCGUUUUCUUUCUAGACACUGUCUCAUCUUCCAAGGAUGGCACCAUAAGCAGUUACAAGAAAUCUUUUCAGAAUUGCUCAAACGAUGCCGUGUCACCGAACAAACUGGAAGUGAUCAAAGUCCUCUCACAAAAGUUAGACCUUGACAUCAAACAGUUGCUUGCUCCAAGAAGGCAUUGCUGUGAUGUGUUGCCAUCUACUGCCAAGGACAAAAUGGAAAUCACAAUCAGGGAAUGCAAAGAUCAGGAGUUGGUUUACAAGCACUGACAGAAGGGUUGCCUGUGACUAAAUCUUGAUUCUUUUAUUCAUAAUAUAAUGUUAAAGUAUCAUGUAGUUGAUGCUUGAUACGAAUGAAGAUAGAUGAGAUUGCAAGAGUAGAUUAAUUAGAAGCUUUUGCCCAACAUUUUGUAUCUCCAGUGUAAAAAAUACGAUUGUGCCUGAAAUU
Molecule: messenger RNA, 2115 nt
Organism: Vigna umbellata (rice bean)
Lineage: Eukaryota; Viridiplantae; Streptophyta; Magnoliopsida; Fabales; Fabaceae
Source: RefSeq, a predicted model, not a curated record